AUGGCGGAGUGUGGCGUGAUCGAGACGAAGGCCAUCCCCGACCUGUUCGACAAGGUGACCUUCCUGCGUCGUCGGCUGGCGGCCAUCCACGCGGCCAAGAAGGGCGACGACAAGGAGGCGACGACGUGGGUGGUGGGCAUCGAGGACUUCCUCAAGAGCUUCGGCGGUGCCCAGUGGCGCACGAGCGACAUCAUGAAGCUGGCCUGCCUCAACUCCCUGGUCUCCUACGAGUGCUGGCACCUCUUCUUUUGCCACCACCAAGAGCACUCGCCACCCACGCUGGAGUUUGGAGAAGCCGACGACGAGUUUGCGCUGCAACACCUGCCGCCCGAGAAUGAUGAUGAAGCCAACGAAGACGACGAGGCGAGCUACAUGACGUUCGGCACCCGACGGCCAUUCAAAGUGCACCCCAGCCAGGCGAGGACCUACUUCGGCAUUCGCAAACGAUCGGCCGAGGACAAGAUCAAAGAUCUGGGUUUCCACCGCGUGAAGAACCUCUUCCCCUCCGAUCACCCGUGGAUCAUCAAAAAGACGGGUCGUUUGUCGGAGAAGAACUACGAUGUGGUGGACAGCUUCAUGGUGGCCCACUACACGCGCAAGAUGGCCGUCGAGUCAGCCCUCUACAGCGACCCGCACCUCUUCGCUGAAUUCGAGGCCGCCUGGCUUCUCAAGAACAGCGCCGCCGUCGAGACCCUGCGACCACGGCACACCAACAAUCAUCAGCCGCCCGCCGAUGUCGAUGUCGUGAGCAAGAGGGCUGCGAGCGCGGAGCGGCGUAAGCAGAAGGGAGUGGAGCGGCGGGCGGAGAAGGAGUGGAAGGAGGAGGUGGACCGACGGGCCAGGGCGGCCUUCAAGAAGGCCAUCAGCGCCGCCGCCGAAGCGGCCCUCCCCGCGCCCUCCACCCUCGUUCGCGUCUGA
Acanthamoeba castellanii str. Neff is the source of this 918-nucleotide messenger RNA. RefSeq lists its product as uncharacterized. The record is from RefSeq and is a predicted model, not a curated record. The coding region runs from base 1 to 918 and encodes 305 amino acids. The transcript has 4 exons. NCBI's taxonomy places the organism in Eukaryota, Discosea, Longamoebia, Acanthamoebidae.